CAGAACAUAGCUCGCCUACGCAAGCGGUGGAACUCACCUAUGUACGCCUUCUUCAAGGCCGAGGUCGACAUCGAGUACGUCGACGGACGUCGCUCGCACGUCUUCACAUGCGCCCGCAAGAGUUGUGACUUCACAACGAGGCGAUACCUCGACACCGGGGACCGUUCGACAGGUAACUUGCAGAAGCACGCGAUCGGGUGUUGGGGCGAGGAAGCAGUGAUGCGCGCGAAGGAGACUGCCAGUGAGGAGGAGGCAUGCCAUGCCAUCGUCGAGAGCAUCGAGAAAACGGGGCACAUUAGUACAUUCUUCUCGCGCAAGAAGAAAGGGAAGGUCACCUAUAGCCAUAUGCAGCACACGCGCGAAGAGACGAGGUGA
Trametes versicolor FP-101664 SS1 is the source of this 375-nucleotide messenger RNA. RefSeq lists its product as uncharacterized. The annotation marks the transcript as partial. The record is from RefSeq and is a predicted model, not a curated record. The transcript has a single exon. NCBI's taxonomy places the organism in Eukaryota, Fungi, Basidiomycota, Agaricomycetes, Polyporales, Polyporaceae.